Mesorhabditis spiculigera is the source of this 1083-nucleotide messenger RNA. The record is from the annotation of a GenBank genome assembly. NCBI's taxonomy places the organism in Eukaryota, Metazoa, Nematoda, Chromadorea, Rhabditida, Rhabditidae.
AUGAUCCGGACUACCGGUAUUGAACCCGAAUACGAAAAAUUAACGCCGGAAUUUGCUGAAAGUUUUGUUGCUGGAAAUCCUAGGCUUCGACGGCUAUGUGAAGCGGAUCCGGACUGCCCAGUAAAAGCAUCCGAGUUGAGCCCGGAAAAGUGCCUGGGAUUCGAGCCGGGAUGCAAAUUAUUGAAUAGCUAUGCGGCGAACAGGACGAGCUAUAGGCCACCGAGACCCGAUGAAAAAUGGAUCGGCGAUGAAAAAUUCCAACGUGACCACUUUUUCAACGAGGGCGAUUUUGGCUAUGUGAAGCAGAGGAGCAUUUUGAAUGAGAUUUGCACAGCUGAAAACGAGGACCAAGCGACGUUACAAUGCUCUGAAAAUCUGCGGCAUUGUUGGGCUAAAAAUAUCUAUUUUGAUUUUCGGAAUUUACGGUUGAAAACGAGUAAACGCUAUCGUGAAGACGUGAUUCUAAAGGGGCAGGUCGGCGGCAAUUGCGCUAAAUUUUUCCCUGAUGUCAUCAGAAGUAAUUUGGAGCAUCUGGGAUAUUUGCAGAGCUGGGGCCACGAGCUUCAGCAUUUCCAGUCGAAGCCCGGCUUCCGGGUCGAUGUACAGAAUUGUGAUGUGAUUUUUGACAGGCCAACAGUUUUGAUUAAACUCGAUGCUUCCAUCAACAUGUACCACCAUUUUUGCGAUUUUGUGAAUCUAUUCGCCUCCCAGAUGGUUAACGGGUCAUUCGCGCGUGAUAUUGAUAUCGUUUGGUGGGAUACGGAUCCCCACGGGUUUAUCGACGCGUUUUUUGGUAUCACCUGGAAAGCGUUUUCCACUCGGAAACCCGUAGAGUUGAUCUCAUUGGACCAGAAACGGGUUUGUUUCAAAAAUGCGCUUCUACCUCUACUUGCUCGACAGCGUUUUGGGUUGUUUUACAAUACACCUUUAGUUCGUGCAUGUUCCGGAACAGGACUUUUCCAUGCCUUUUUCUCACCAUAUACUGCACCGCCUGGAUAUAGAGCAGAAAGGGCCGAUUCUGGAUACGGUUCGAAUCACUUUUCUCGUCAGGGGAACCCAAUUCCGGAAAGUUUUGAAUCAGGA